Messenger RNA from Papilio xuthus (Asian swallowtail), 7256 nucleotides. Its product is annotated as protein PF14_0175. Lineage: Eukaryota; Metazoa; Arthropoda; Insecta; Lepidoptera; Papilionidae. The record is from RefSeq and is a predicted model, not a curated record. Gene Ontology annotation, cellular component: extracellular region. Bases 219 to 7232 code for a protein of 2337 amino acids. Gene Ontology annotation, molecular function: chitin binding. The transcript is spliced from 2 exons.
CAGUAAUCUAUGUGUGACAGUGCGUUAUGUAAAUGAAAUAUUAUACUAACAACUUUCCUACGCGGCCAUUCAAAUUAUCUGAGAUGAGUGAAAACAUGCCAGUGUACUGAAAUCUAAAGCAGAUAAAGGACACCUCUAACUAAAUAAGUCAAUAAAGUGCUUUAAAUAGAAACAUUCAAGUUAGAAAUGUGGAUUCGGUUUUGUUUAGAAGAAAGAACAUGGAUUUAUUUUUAUUUUUAAUAACGAUAUUUUACCUUCCACUGAUUACAAGAACACAACCGUUUAUCGAUUGCUCUGGUAAGUCAUUUCUUUGCGAGAAUUCGACACAUUUUACAAUUUGUGUAGACGUCGGUGGGGGUGUGUCUAUGACAGUGGGGAAUAUUGUCUUGUCAUGCCCACCUACAACAUUUUGCGAUGAAAAUAAUGCAUUCGAAUGUGAAUAUCGAACAUCGACAUCGAUUACACCAAACACUAUUUCUCAAGGUACUGAUAUAACUACAGAGACAACCGAGGCAAGGUUAACGACAAACAUUUACGACGAAUUUCUUUUUACAAGUGACUCGCAGCAAGUUGAGGCAAAUAAUGUUUUACCAACACAACAAAAGUAUAUAAUCCCAGGAAAUGCAAAUGUGAUAUUCGAUGAUACAGACAAUGCUGUACUUGUGUAUGGAAAUAUUGACAGUGAAGUGGUAAAUAGUACUCCAAUAAAUGAAAAAGUAACAAAAAAUAACAUGAAUAAGAAAUUUACAAGAAGAAAUAAAGAACCAACACCAAAGUUUGAAGGGGCGCGUAAUGAAUUAAGCACUAAUACUGUACAGACUACAGAUACCACAAAUACAGUUAUGACAACGUUCAGUGAAUUAACCAGCGAUAGUGUUACCACUGAAGAAUCCUCUACCCUAGAAUAUGUAACCGCCACUACGAACGUUGAAAUUUCAGUGACACCAUCAAUUUCUGUUCCAGAUAUUGGAAGCAAUCACUCCAAUAUGGCUCAUAAUACUUCAAGACCGAAAAAUAACACCAAAAAUAUCAUCAAAAAUAAUAAAAAUGUAGAUUUAAAAACAAAUAUCACUGUGAAUAAACUAGUUGACGAUGAAUUAAGUUCAAAAAUAAUUGAAAGAUCUCCUUUUAAUGCAUUACAAUCUAAUUCAACCCUUUCAGCUGCAGUUAACAGUAUAUCUCUUAAUAUUUCCCAUAAUAAUGAAACAAUUAAAGACAAAGCGAAAGAAAUGCUACAACAAAACAGCAACAAAACGCAUUCGAAAAACAACAUGUUAAAAACCAAUGAGGGUACAAUAGCAAUACAGAGGACAACAGUAUCAUCAACUGAAUGGGUGGAUGUAACAUUAGAUUUAAAUAUACCAACGGAAAGUUAUAUUACACACUCAAAUGAUAUACCUUCUAUUUCAUCGGUGCAACAAAUUGAAACCAUUUCUACAACACCGGAGAAAAGAGUAACAUCGAACUUAAAUAUUCCAACAGAAGGAUAUGAUGAAAUUGAUACAUCAUCAAAAGAUGUUAUUCUCUCAAACUCUAGUCAACUUUUCGUUGAUAAAAUUUCCACAACACCAAAGACGGUAUCGGAAAAAUAUGCUCAAAAUGCUACAAUCUCAAAUAAUAUUCCUUUAAAUGCUUCUGCGCAUGAAUUUAAGGCAAUUUCUACAACAGCGAAUGAAAGUGUAACUUCGAACUCGAGUAAAACUGCUCAAAAUGGUAAAUUCACAAAAUAUAUAACUCCAUCAAACUCAUCUGGCCAACAAAUUGAAACAACUUCGGCAGCACCGAAAACUAUAAUAUCAAAGUUGAGUACGCCAUCGAUAAUGUCUGCUCAAAAUACAACAUUCUCAACUGAUGUUCUUUUCAACUUUUCGACGAAUCUAAAUAAAACAAUUUCUACAACUACAACACCGGUUAAAAUUGUAACAUCGAACUUAAACACGCGAACAGAAAUUUACGCUCCAAACGAUAUGUUUUCAAGGGGUAUUGUUCUUCCAGACUCUUUAGACUUCAAUUCCGCAGGCAACUCAUUAAAAACAGCAACUUUGAGUAACGACAAAUUAAAUAAUGAGAAUACAAUAUUUUUUGAAGAUCUCGUUCAUCCUACUCCAAAGCUUAAAAAUGUAACAGCACAUGUGAGUACGACUACCCCAACAUAUAUUCAAAAUGGUAUAAUGCCGAAUCCCAUUAUUCCUUCGGAAUCCUCCGAAUUUGAUAUCACUUUCGGCGAUAUAUUGAAAGUUGACAAAGAGUCUACCGAUAUAAAAUCAUCUAAGCAGGUUAUUUUCACAGAAAAAGCUGUUUCAGAUUCUACUAUAAACCCUGAUAGCAUACUGUCGGACAAGAAUUUCCAUACUUUAAAUAAAAAUACAAACGUUAGCCUCGAUACUAUAACUGACAAAUUAAAUACCAACGUCAGUACAGAUCUUAAUACUGAAAUAACUACAGAUAAAACAAUGUUAGUUAUGAAAACUCUAAAUAGUACAUUAAAUACAAAUGUAGAAACAAUAACAGAAUUUACUACAGAAAAUAUAAUAACAUUGCAACAAACAGAUAGUUACCAAACGACGUUGAGAAGUAACGAUUUAGGAGACAUUAAGAAUACAUUAUUUGAGGAUACAGAUUACAGUGUACUCUUAUUUCCUGCAAGCACAGUUGAAACUUUAGUAACGGAAUUGAGUACAACACCGCAAGCAUAUAUUCAAAAUGAUAUUUCAAAUCCCAUUAUUCCGAAUGAAUCUCCGGACUUCGAUAUCAGUUUUGGUGAUUUAAUAAAGGGUAACAAGGAUUUUAUAGAAUUGAAAUCACCUUUGCAUAUCUCUUUUACAGAUCGUCCUAUUUCAGAUUUGAGCGAAUUAUCUGAAAAUCGGGAAAGUUUAAGAAAUUUCAGGUCCACUUCGCACAACAAUUCUUUAAAUUAUGACAUAAUAUCAAAUUCUAGUGAAAAAAAUAUUAAACCCAAUGAUAUAUUUGAUACGAUUGAGACAAAAAAUCAUAAUAUUUCUGUUACUAAUGUAGUAGAUCCCCAAGAUAAUUUUGUUAAUAAUGAAACAGUUAUUGUUGCCAACGAUAAUUCAAACAAAGACUUUUUAUUAAACAGAACAAAUACUAAGGUAAACUCUACUGUAUUCAUCCCAAAUACGAAAAAUAAUUUAGAUCCUGCUAAGAUACACAAGGAAAUUAUUAAGAAAAUUCCAGAUGCAGAUAAAAUUAUUAGUCCAAUAAAUAACUUAACUAAUCAUGGUUUAAAUAUAACUACAGAGGAUAUUGAAGUUAAAGAAUAUACCAAUUCAAAUAAAACUAUGAAAAAUGCUAAGUAUUUAUCAGCAGACGAAAAGAGACUUCAAGAUAAAGUACCAGAAGUAGAAAUUUUGAGUACUACCACUACAUCUAUACGGACAUCAGAUGAUAUACGAAACCAUACCGAAACAAUUAAACGAAUCGAAAGCGAACUUUUAAAUAGCACAAUAAAUAAACUAAUAAACUCUACUCAAUCCCCAUCGGAAACUUCCUACUAUUUUACAAACACUGAGAAUACCACAUUAAAUUCCGCUAUAAGUGAAAAUAAAACAAUCGAAUCGAUAAAAAACAAUACAAUAGAUUUACUUAAAAGGAUAUUGCUAGAAAAUAAUAUGACAGAAGAAUUGACACCUAGUAAUAAUGGUGAAAUCUUUAAAAAUAAUAGUGUAGAGUCAAUUGAAGACAUAACUAAACCUAUUUUGAAUUUACCUAAUAAAUCUGUCGAUUUAUUAAAUAAUGUUAUAAAUACAGAAGCGAAAGUUUCAAAUCCUGACAACAGUAAAGAUCAAACAAAAGAUAUCCCAGAAAAGACGUAUAUUACUGAAGAGCCAAUAUUAAAUUCUUUUACUUUACUUGAUAAUAUAACAGAAAAUACGCCCGCUAUUUUAUUUAAUGCAAAUACAAAAAAUGGUUUAGAUACUUUUAUAUUUUAUAAGGAAAUUGAUGAAAAAAAUAAAAAAGCAGAGGAAAAAAGUAGUCCGGAAAUUAACCUAAGUAAUAAUAUGUUAAAUGUAACUGCAGUGCCUACUGCAGAGAAAGGACUUACAAAAUCUAAUCAAACUAAAGACAACGCUACGUAUGCAGUAAGUGAAAAGGGAGUAAUAAAUAAAUUACCUAUAUCAACCGUAUUAACAGAAAAUAUCACUGUACGAUAUAAUAACAAUCUAAAUGAUAAAAACAUUGAGAGUGUACCAAGUACAGACAUCGCUACAUCUAUUAUGAAUGAUGUACGGAAAAAUAAUAUGAUAAUCAAGCGACCAGAUAGUGAACUUCUAAAUAAAACAUUGAAUGUAUUAAACUCAACUAAAUAUUCAUUGCAAACAUCUAACUAUUUAACAAAUACUGAAGGCAUUACAAGUUACGAUCAAAAUGAAACAAUUGAUGCGUUACCGAAUAAUACCGGUGAUUUACUUCAAAGUGAGACGCGUAAUAAUGGAGAAAUAGUGAACAAUAAAAACGUAUUGUCUUCUGCAAAAACCACAACGGAAUCUGUUUUGAAUACAUCCCAUUUUACGUCUGUCGAUCCAGUAAAGAAUAUUAUACAUACAGAUUCAAUUUCUAACUCUAACAUGGAUAAUGACCAAACAGAAAAAAUCUUUACAAAUGGAUAUUUAACUGAAGCUCCAAUACUAAAUUCUUCUGCUAUACUUGAUAAGGUAGCAGAAAAUCAGGCUGUUACGGAGAAAAACAUAGUCCACGAAAAUAAUAGUAACCUACAUAAUACAGAAAACACCACUGAACGCACUCUACACACACCUACAUCUAUCGGCAAUAAAAGCAUCUUGAAUGAUACCUUUGUCGAUAUGAUAAAGAAUAAUCAAAAGGCACCAAUUUCUAUCCCGAUUAACAAUGAACGGCAGGCAACUGAUUUUACUGAAAGCCCUACUGUUUUAACGAAUAACAACAAAGUUCCAAUGAUGAUUAAGAAUAGGCAGAAUAGACCAGAACAGCUUCUUAUAGAAGAUAAUAGAAAAGAAAAUGUAAAUGAAUUUGCUUCUAAUAACUCCAAGAUCGUCACUAAACCCACGUUAAAGAAACCUGUAUUAACCACAAACUCAUACAUCGUCGAUAAAGCAAAUGAUGAUUUAGAGAGUAAAGUAGCAAGCAAUACCAAACAAUUGCAUGCUACUAAACAUAAUCUUCCAAAUAAUUCUAAAUCCACUUUAAAUAUACCUCAUAAAACAAUGACAACGGAAAAUGUUCAUUUAACCACUGAAAGCGAAAAUCUUCAAAUAACUUCUACAUCGUUAAUCAAUAAUGAUACUUCGGCUCUAAAAACGUCCCAAAAUCAAGCUUAUAAUGAAAAAAUAUCCAAUAAAAGGAAGUAUCAAAAUACAAUAUAUGAUGCCUUUGUAAAUUCAUUACAUGAAGACCUAAAUUCUACCUUACAAAGUUCCAACUCUACCAAUAAAAAUGAGAAACAUACAACUUUAAAUUUGGAAAAUAUAAAAGAAAAAGUCACCGCAGGAGACUCUCAACAAGUAAAUAAUAAUUUCACAACGAUUUCAUCACGUAAAUUCCUCAAUGCAACUAAAUUGUUAAUACCCAAAAACUCUACUUUGACGGUAUUAAACAAAACGAAUUAUUCAAUGAUAAAUGCAAAUGUUAAUACAAGUAAAGCAAUCGUUGACCACGGUUUAAAUAAAAUAUUGCAAACAAAUAAAUCAGUUAUGAACAUUGCUACGGCUAAUAUAAAUAAUAGCAUAGUUAAUAAAUAUGAGCAGGAAAAUUUGAAUUCAAAGAGUAAUUUUAAUAAAGGUUAUGAUACACCCAUAAAUCCAGGAAAUUUACAUUUAAAAUUGAACAAAGUCACAACCAAAAGUAUUGACAACAUUGAAAAAGUACCCGAACAAAUGAGAGAUGACAAAGUUACCGAACAAUCGCAACAUAACAUCAAAAAUUUAACUUUACUAAAAGAAAGUAAAAAUGGAUCUAUCAUACAAAAAUGUUCCAAUAGAAGUAUUUGUAUAAGUCAAGCAAAUGGACAGGUAUCCAUAGAAUUAUAUAAUAAAACUAGAAUAAACGUGAGUAUAAGAAAUAAAACUGAUUCUAAUACAAAAGAAAUGAGAAAAGACGAUAAUGACCAUGCACUAAAUACUACUAUAAUUAACAUUUUACCUAGGACUAAAAAUAAAAUAGAAACUCAAACUAAAACUACACCUUUUAUCCCAACAUAUCUUAAUCGAACUAUUGUUGAAUUCAAAAAUGUUAACACCACAGACGUUGUUAAUACUAAAAGUUUUAAAGAUGGACUCCCAUUAAAAACUUCGGAUUUAGUGAAAACCAAUGUAAUGCAUAGGAAUAAAGAUUCAACAGAGCCUUCAAAACGAUCACAAGGUAUUCAUCAUUUGACUUCUAAUAACCAUGAACUUAAAAGGCAAAUUCAAAAUAAUACACAUAUCAACAUAACAAUAGUCCCAGUCGUGAAGGAAAAAAGCAAGGAAUAUAAAAUUGUAAAAAUAAAUGAAAUGCCCAUCAAAAAUAUUCAAACAACAACUAAAUCAUCAUUAAUUUUACAAAAUAGUGAACAAUCACGUACAGCUACUUCGAAGACAUAUAAAGAAACGCCAAAAUCUUCACUCACCUUCGAUUGUAGAAACCAUUCUCGGGGAAGAUAUGCAGAUAAAGACAAUUGUAGGAAAUUCUACAUUUGUAUUGGCUAUAGUACACCUAUUGUUGGUUUCUGUCCAGAGAAUACAGUUUUCAGUGAAUUUAAAAAGCAAUGUACUAAUAAUUUAUCACAUUGUAUUCGAAAUAACCAAUUUAAAUGUGUUAAAGAUGGUAGAUUUAUUGAUGUAUGGCAAGAUAAUAUGUAUUAUUUAUGUGUUAAGGGCCCCAACCACAGAUUCUUAAGACUAAAGUUGCAAUGUAAAAGUGGUUAUAUUCUUGAUAAAGUUAACGUGACGUGUAAACAGGGUAAAAAGGAUAUGAAACUGUCAUCGUCGUCUUCAAACUCGUCUUCUUCAUCAUCAUCCAGUGAUAGAAAGAAGAAUAAAAGCAAUAAAAAGUCCAACAAAAAAUUAUCCAAUGAUACUGGUUUCAAAUGUAACGAAGAAGGCAAGUUUGUAGAUCCUAAUAAUUGUAGAAAAUAUUAUGUGUGCUCGAAAACAUCAAAGUCUGUACUACGUCGUAAGAGAAAGAAGUGUGAUUCCGAUGAAGUUUUCGACGAUGACAAAAAGAAAUGUGUUGACGAAGAUAGUUACGAAUGUAAAUAAAGUUAACGCUAUUUGUUUUAUAUA